Messenger RNA from Aspergillus terreus NIH2624, 975 nucleotides. Its product is annotated as oxidoreductase, 2OG-Fe(II) oxygenase family. The transcript has a single exon. Gene Ontology annotation, molecular function: iron ion binding; procollagen-proline 4-dioxygenase activity; L-ascorbic acid binding. The record is from RefSeq and is a predicted model, not a curated record. Gene Ontology annotation, biological process: peptidyl-proline hydroxylation to 4-hydroxy-L-proline. Gene Ontology annotation, cellular component: endoplasmic reticulum. The coding region runs from base 1 to 975 and encodes 324 amino acids. Lineage: Eukaryota; Fungi; Ascomycota; Eurotiomycetes; Eurotiales; Aspergillaceae.
AUGCCCCGACUCUCUCUCUCCUCCCUGCUCACCUCGCUCUUCUACCUCCUCCCCCUCUACCUCUUCGUCCUCGCCCCCCUCUCCCGCCAACUCUUCCCUCCCUCCCCCGACGCCGUCCGCCCAUCGUCCCGAACCUUCUUCCAAGAUGACGACGCCGACCUAACCGUCCCGCCAGAGGACCUCGAAUACCCCGUCCUCGACCCUAACAUCCUCAGUCUCGACGACGGCGUCACCGUCGACUGUCCGACCGACGCCUACCGCCUGCACCUGCUCUCGCGCGACCCGCUCAUCAUCUACAUCGAGGACUUUCUCAGCGAUGCCGAAGCCGACCACCUCGCCCGACUAGGGUACCUCCCCUCGCCUCCCGCCCCCAUCCCCCCAAACAGACACGCAGUUAACCCAAGUAGAGAGCAAGGCUACACCCCCUCGAUAAUCUUCGACGGCACGACCGAAAAAGUCGACCCGACGCGCCGCCUCUCAGACCGCGCGCUGCUGCCGCGCGACACGACGGUGCGCUGUCUCGAGGCCCGCGCGCGCGCCUUCCAGGGCUGGCGGCCGCACCUGUACGUCGAGCGCAUGUGGGCGCAGCGCUACAACGCCUCGGGCCACUACCGGCACCAUUUCGACUGGGCCGGGUCGGCGGCGCGCGGUGGCGACCGGCUCAGCACCUUUAUGGUGUAUCUGGGGGAUGAGUGUGAGGGCGGCGGGACGAAUUUCCCGCGGCUGCGCAUGCCGCGGGACCCGGCGUGGUGUCGGUUUGUCGAGUGCGAGGAUGCCGAUGGCGAGGGGCGCGGCAAUGGCCAUGAGGGCAUUACGUUCCGGCCGAUCAAGGGGAAUGCCAUCUUCUGGGAGAACCUGAGGCCCGAUGGCUCCGGGUACCCCGAGACGUGGCAUGCAGCGUUGCCUGUCACGGCUGGUACUAAGGUCGGGUUGAAUAUUUGGAGUUGGUAUCAGCCGCCUCGCAGGAGGACGUAG